Molecule: messenger RNA, 899 nt
Organism: Paramisgurnus dabryanus
Lineage: Eukaryota; Metazoa; Chordata; Actinopteri; Cypriniformes; Cobitidae
Product: galactose-specific lectin nattectin-like
Source: RefSeq, a predicted model, not a curated record
CUGUCUGUCUGUAUAUCAAGCAGACUGCAAUACAAUUCUUAUCUGAAUGUUCAUGUACAAGUUCCUGGUAUUCAGAUUUACCUUUUUACCUUCAAACAUGUUGUGAUAUUGAAUCCCUCCCUCUGAACUAUAAAAGAUAGGACUCCUCAUUGACCAUCACCCAAUCUACCCUGAAGUUCUGAAAGUGAAGAUUUGACAUAAAGAUUCAUCAUGGCCGUCAUGAGAGCUCUUGUGCUUCUUUUCUUGGUCUUUUCUGUUGAGAAUGCAGCAGCUCAAGAUGACUGCUAUUAUGGAUGGACACCUUUUUGGAUGAAAUGCUACCAAUUUUUCUCUGAGUCAGUUGACUGGGCCACGGCUGAGAAAAACUGUCAAUUUUAUGGUGCAAAUCUUGCAUCUGUGCACGAUAUAGAGGAAAACAACUUUCUCCUGAGUCUGAUUGUGCCUCAUGUUGACAGACAUGUUUGGAUUGGUGGUCAUGAUGGUGAAAUUAAAGAACAAUGGAUGUGGACUGAUGGAUCUCCAUUUUACUAUACCAACUGGUGCCCUACAAAACCUGACAAUAAUUAUGACAAAAGGCACUGCCUGGAUAUAAACUAUAGCCCUGACCGUUGCUGGAAUGAUGACACCUGUUCAAACAAAAAGAGCUACAUUUGUGCCACACCCUACUACAUGAAAAAUCAAUCUGUUUCAAAAUUACUAUGAUUGUACUACAUGCAUAUACACAUUUGUUUCUAAUCUUAUCUUUAGAAUCUUUAAAAUAUCUUUGAAAUUAACUUUAAAAACUACCAAACCUUUCUGAAAACUUCUCAAAUCAAUAAAGCAAAUGUUGUGCAUUGUGUUAAAAUUGAGCCAUGUAAAAAGUACAGGUUGUUUUUAAAUUAAAAGUUUAUCAAAAACAA